Molecule: messenger RNA, 761 nt
Organism: Crotalus tigris (Tiger rattlesnake)
Lineage: Eukaryota; Metazoa; Chordata; Lepidosauria; Squamata; Viperidae
Gene: OAZ3
Product: ornithine decarboxylase antizyme 3
Exons: 5
Coding region: 1-528 (175 amino acids)
Biological process (GO): positive regulation of protein catabolic process
Cellular component (GO): nucleus; cytoplasm
Molecular function (GO): ornithine decarboxylase inhibitor activity
Source: RefSeq, a predicted model, not a curated record
AUGACCCCCUCAAACAGCGAUGCUCCUGAGUUUGAGGGCGCCAGCCCCAACCGGUGCAGCCCUAGUGGCCCGGCAGACUGGCUGAGCCCGACUGAGAUCUACAAGGCUGCCAACCUCACUGUUUUUGCUAGCAACCGUCAACACCCGGAUCAGCCAGUGCAGCUGGAUUUCCACUUUGCCCGUGGCAGCCAGGGCGCCUGUCACUGGCAUGGUCUUCUGCAUGGAUGCACCCUUUUCCUGGACACCCCUCGGCUGGCGCUGGACUUCAACAGCCGUGAAAGCUUGACCGCCACGCUGGAAUACACCGAAGAAAAAACCGACGCAGAGCAGGUGCUGGUGAACUUCCGUAAGGCUCGGCAAGACCGAGGCGACUUGCUACGAGCUUUCGGCUUCUUGGGAUUCGAACUCGUGACCCCCGGCCAUCCUGGCCUGCCCCCCUGGGAAGACACCAUCUUCAUGGCUUACCCCCUGGAACGUGAUCUCGGCUGGAAUCCCCAACCCAAGCAGGAAGACGCUGGUGGGGCCUAGAGGCAGGAGGGGGGGGGACCCUGGUGCCGAUGGGGACCCCCGUUUGGAGCAGCUUAAUUUCAGAGCCCCCCUCCAAAAAAGGCAUUAAAGUGGCAUGAACACUUAGCAGUUUAUGACUAGGGAGGGAGGGGUAAGUUAUGGAAGGGGAGAACCUCACCCUUUCCUUGCCUCCCCUCCCCCCCAAUCUUCCAUCCCAUCCCAUGGGAGAAAAUUGGGUUCAAUUUGCAGGCACC